UCGCUCGCGGACUAUAAAAAGUGUUUAUGCGAGAAGAGAAGUGAAAUUUUGUGUUGUUUCGUCCGGUUAAAGUGUUAAAAAGCGUCCCAGGAGAAUCAUGGCUUCGGUUGAGCAGAUGCAGAGCAAAUCGUGGGACUUGUCCCUGUACGAAUUGCACCGUACACCGCAGGAAGCGAUCACGGAUAACACGGAGAUUGCGGUGUCCCCGCGCAGCCUGCACAGCGAGUUGAUGUGCCCGAUCUGCCUGGAUAUGCUGAAGAAAACCAUGACCACCAAGGAGUGCUUGCACCGGUUCUGCUCGGACUGCAUCAUCACGGCGCUGCGCUCGGGCAACAAGGAGUGUCCGACGUGCCGCAAGAAGCUCGUCUCCAAGCGCUCGCUCCGGCCGGAUCCCAACUUUGAUCUGCUCAUCUCGAAAAUUUACCCCAGCCGGGACGAGUACGAGGCACACCAGGAGCGUGUGCUGGCCAAGUUCAACUCAAGCCACUCGCAGCAGGCCUUGGUGCACUCGAUAAACGAGGGCAUCAAGUUGCAAUCCCAGAAUCGACCGAAUCGCAAGCAAAAGGGGGAGAACGAACUCUGUCCAUCGAACGCAAGUUCCUCCUCAAACUCCACGGCCGUGGCCCCGACAGGCACAGCAGCAGGUAACGGGUCCAACGGGGGCAACGAAUCGACCAGCAAAGAAGGCACACCCGGGAGCGCUGGUGCUGGCGGUAGUGGUAGCGGUAAUGCAACCGCUAGUACCAGCGGUAGCACUGCCAGUGGCACACCGAGCGCCGUCUCGAGUGCCACGGGUCCCGCUAGUACCUCAAGCACGGCCCCCGUUGGCGGAGGAGCAGGAUCCAGUUCGGGAGCGGCAUCGACCACCGCCGGGGAGCAGUCGCGUCAAUCAUCGAAUCCUCCCUCGGUACGCAGCACCCCAUCGCCCGCACCGUCAAACAUCAGUUCCGCCAGCAAAGCCAAACGACCCCGUUCCGUGAUGACCUCGGAGCGAUCGGAGGAAUCGGAAAGCAACAGUGAAAUGGAUGGACGCACGGAGGAAAAUGAUUCCAAUCUGGACACCGAAGGCGAUGGUAACUCGGAGCAUGGAAGCGACGAGAUUGAGCUCGUCUUUAAACCACACCCAACCGAGAUGACCGGAGAUAAUCCGUUGUUGAAGGCCCUCAAGGAGAACUCGAUUCGAUACAUCAAAACGACAUCCAACGCUACGAUUGACCAUCUCAGCAAGUACCUGGCGAUGCGUUUGACGCUGGAUCUCGAUCAGGAGCUGCCGGAAUCGUACCGCUUGGUGAACUUCUGCAUCUACAUCGCCCAGCAAACGGACCAGCUGGUGGUGCUGAGCGGUAACCAGACGCUUCAGCAAGUGAACGAAAAGUUCUGGAAGGUAGUAAACAAACCACUCGAGAUGUAUUAUUCGUGGAAAAAGUCAUAGGGCUCGACGGGAUGAGGAUAGCACUCGAAGAAGACUCACAUCGCUAUCGACGAUGCCGUGGGCACAUAACCACACAACACACAAUCUAGUUUUUUAAAUCAAUUUUACAUAAAUAUUUAGACUACCGCUAGAUUUAGAAUAAAACAAAACGUGAAAUCCGUGUGUAACAAUGUAGAACGCUGUGUGAUUCAUUGGCAGCGACUGCAACCGAUCAGGGUAAACGCUGCCCCAGAGGA
Messenger RNA from Anopheles aquasalis, 1668 nucleotides. It is a transcript of the gene Sce, whose product is annotated as E3 ubiquitin-protein ligase Sce. Gene Ontology annotation, molecular function: chromatin binding; ubiquitin protein ligase activity. Gene Ontology annotation, cellular component: ubiquitin ligase complex; PcG protein complex. NCBI's taxonomy places the organism in Eukaryota, Metazoa, Arthropoda, Insecta, Diptera, Culicidae. The record is from RefSeq and is a predicted model, not a curated record.